Messenger RNA from Cetraspora pellucida, 391 nucleotides. The record is from the annotation of a GenBank genome assembly. Lineage: Eukaryota; Fungi; Glomeromycota; Glomeromycetes; Diversisporales; Gigasporaceae.
GCAACUUGCAAUUUUUAUUCGUUCUCAAUACCAUAGUGGUACAAGCUUAGCUUUGCAUAUGAAAGAUUUAAAAUUAUUAACUCAGAAUAAUCACCUCAAUGAAAUAUUAAAACUUGAGAAUAUUAUUAAAUCAAUCUGGGUUCUUUUGGUGGAUGGAGAUUAUUUGACAGUUCGAACAUAUGCACCUUAUCAUUCAGCCUACAAUUCUGUUGAACAUAGUAUAUUAAUAUUUUUACAGAAGCUUGCAGGAAUUGUUUUGCCAGCUGAUAAAUAUGGUUUUCAUCUAAAUUCUCAAGGUGAAGUAAUUGAUCAAGAGCUCACUAAAAAAAAUUUUAAAUAUGCAAGUGAAGUUUUAUGUGAUCUAUGGAAUUGGGAUCUUAUUUUUGGAUGA